Messenger RNA from Acaulospora morrowiae, 1571 nucleotides. The record is from the annotation of a GenBank genome assembly. Lineage: Eukaryota; Fungi; Glomeromycota; Glomeromycetes; Diversisporales; Acaulosporaceae.
AUACUGGUACAGCUGAGAAAGCGCAAACCUCCAGCAAAACUCCCUUACAAAGAGAACAGUCUACUGCUAUUGAGAUUCCUAAGCCAAGUGUUGAAGAAAUCAAGAAGUGGAGUCCGCAACAAGUUCUUAAAUUUCUUAAAAAAAAGAAAGAUAAGAUAUUUUUAAAUAAGGAUAACAUUAAAAUAAUCAAGGACAACAGAGUUUCCGGUCGGGCCUUUCUUUAUUUGACACAAGAUGACCUUAUUAAUGUUGGAAUGACUCUUGGACCUGCUAAAACAAUAUUAGGGUUGGUUAAGGAAUUGAAGGGCGAAGAACAAGAGAUGAUUGACAGUUCAAAGAUACUCCUGCCACCCAAGCUAUACAACUACAGCUUGAAACAGAAAAGCGUAAAAGGGUGGAAACUGAAAUUAUUAUUGGAACGGGAAAAAAGGCUUCGUGUUGAUGUUGAAUACAAAACCUCAAUAUCUUAUUAUGAAACUAUUUUGUACGCAACAACCCACGACCUCGCUAGAAUGUGGGAGCAGAUAAAUCCAAUACACUGUCAAAUGCUAUGGUUUGGACCCGCAACAGAACCACUUAUGUUCGAUCAACCACCGACAAGUAAAGUUGAACAAGACUAUCAAGAUUGGUUUACAAAGAAAAUACUAACACAGCUCGAUGAUGACGGGUCUGUUAAAGCUGUGAACAGCCAUCAGUUAAAGUUCCUCGACGGAAAAGCUCCCGAUAGCGCCACUCAUACUAAGGGUUAUUCUUUAAGUUCACAUACAGUAGAGGCCAUAGGCGAGAUAAAAUGUCGAGGAAAUUGCUUCACAAACACUUAUCAAGGGCAAGUCCUACGGUAUGCCAUACUCAUUUUGAACCAUCAGAAGAACCGGAAUAAGAUCACAGGAUUCUUGACGGAUUGUCAUCACAUAAUGUUUAUUGAAGUCUCCAGGCCUUUAGGUCUAAAUGUGGAUUUAGAUGACAUGAUUGCAUCUACGCCCACCUCUACUAUAUUUAGCGUUGUCGACAAUAAAAAUGCAGUUGUCAAACUUGUGAAUCAAUCCGAUCUGUUAAACAAUGAGGUCAGAAUAUUGAAAAAAUUGGGUCAAAUUUCUGGUGUUAUAGAGCUGGUCGAUUCGUCCACAAAUGCGAUGUUAUUACAACCACGUGCAGGUGAAUCGUUCAAAGAAAGUCCACGCCAUGUAUCAUCCCUCGUGGAAAUUGUGGAUGUGCUUUAUCUAUGCCAUCGAAUUCAUAUAGUACAUGGGGAUAUCGUAGGAGAGCAGUGGAAUUACUAUGGUCCAAGAUUACCCUUUCGCUCAUUACGAUUGAUGAAAUCAAAGUCUCCAAUUUUUAUUCAACCCCAAGAUGAUCUCUUUAUGCUCGUUCAAUCACUCUAUCUUUACUUGCAUCACAAAGAAGUACUUGCGACUAUGAUUGAUCUCAGUGAUCCCUCGAAUGUCCUUGGGUUUUGGGAGAAAGUGUUUUCGAAUGAUCUCUGGGGGAAGAUACGUGUUUCCUGUGAAAACUUGGAUUAUGAUGCCUUAAAGGAAUGCAUUUUACAAAUAUCGCAACAAAAAUUAGUUUGA